CUUACUACUUAACUAAUGUGAUCCAUCUGGAUUGUUAAAAUGGUAUUAAAUAGCGAUAACCGUGCAACUGUAUGUAUGGCAAGUUUCGCAACGGUAAACUUGAUACCGAUAGCCUCAGGAAAUAAACUAAAAUACCACAAGGUGGCGUAAUUUUACCAGAUACACGGUACAUACAGCAAUUUUCCAUAGCCGCAUGCUGCUCAUGAUUGACAGAACUUCAACAGCCGUCUUUGACUGAAGCAGAAGAGGCGAAUGUAAAUUAUUUUGUAAUUUGAUUUUACUUUUUUAAGGAUAGUUUUCAUUUAUCGAUAUUACAAGUUACAGAAGCUCUGACGGAACAAUUUUAAUCCAUUGAAGGGUCAUAUGCCGCGAUACUACGCAAUUUCACGUCAGUGACAUCCUAUUCGCUUUGUAUUAGUGCUCGGCCGCACAUGGGCAACUACUGUACAGAUCUCAUAGUAAAUAAUCCGGCCUCCCAUGAGUCCCUGUGCACCCAAACAUUAGCUGGGAUCAUGUAGUUUAUGUGACAUCAGCACACAUUUGAGUCAGAGGAGUUUUUUUCACAUCUGACAGAAAUAAUCCCUCCAUCCAUGCCUUAUUCACUGUCUAAGGCUAAUGGGUCCAAGUUGUGAAUGACGAAAUUGUCUAGCCAACGACUGUCCAUCAUGGAUUCGUUUAAACAUCAAUCCGUUUAAUUUCAUACGAUGUUAACCAACUCAACUAAUUAUUGAUAUGCAGAGAGAAACUGUGUGACAGAGAGCGGGUGACACAUUAAAGGAGUACUAUGAGAAAUGCAGUAUGAAGAUGAGCGAGAUUCCCCAUCCUCUUUGAUGAGAUAUUUACAAACUGUGAAUGGUCAUGGAGCCUAAGGACCUAAACCUUGUUCUCAGCUGGAAAACCAAUGCUCUGAAGAAACACAAAAAGCACUGAGGCAGCCCUCACUCCAGGUUCAACCGUCUAAGUGUGAUGUGGCCAUGGAGAAGGCAACCACGGCAGACUACUUGCUCCUCACACCUUGUGUGCCGGAGAGGGCCGAAUCCCAGACCCUCGAUCCAGACGCGAAGAACCUCCAACCGCCGUCCAGCCUGGGUCCUGCCACCACCGCCCCUACCCUCGCCUCACCCACCCCAGGCGCCCUCCUGCUUCAGCGGCAGCCCUCGUCCCAGGGCUUUGCGGUGUCUGCCUUGCAGUCCAAGAUCAAGGCCCUGUCUGAACGCCACAUGGCUGCAGGGAGCGAGGCCUUCGAGGUUGGCGUGAAUAAGAAGGCCUCCCCUGUGGCCUCUUCCCUUUUCAGUCCUGUGUUGGUGAGUUGGGGCUCCAGCAGUAGCGACGAUGAUGCAGACUCCCAGUGUUCCACAUUCCGUCCAGUGGUGCCGGACAGCCCGGUGGAGGGUUUAGAUGUGGCUGGGUUGGACCUCUGCCUGGGAGCACUCCCACGCGGGCUGGGCGAGGGCUCCAGCCUAGAGAAUCUGUCUGAUGUUAGCGCCAGCGCUAGUUCCUUGGAGGAUAACUUCAGCUGGGCUAGCGCAGCUAAACCCUGGGCCAGUCCUGAGGGCUUGUGGAAGGCCACCGGGCCCGAAGCCCUGCUCCAGACCGGGGAUACGCCCCCGGCCCCAGGCACGCCCCAGAUGGGAAAAGCUCAGAGGCAAGGCGGAAUUCGCAGGGAUCUGCUUCGCAGGGACAGCCUGGAGGCUCUGAGGGGAUGCCUGGGUGAGCUGGGGUCCCAGAGGCAAGUGGGAGGCCUGUGGAGGCCUGACAGCCUGGACAGUAUGUGCAGCAGUGGUAGCUCCAUAUCUCUAGCAGAGAGAGUGGAGAUGAACCGGGGCCUCCUUAAGCAGAUGCUGAACAAGAGCCAGGGGCCAGAACCAGGGGCCAAAACAACCGUAGACAAAGAGCAGAGGGCAGAAGAGGUGGCCCAGUGCAACGAACAAGGUUUCAUUGCUCUGAAUGACAGCGACUGGGACUCAGGCAUUUCCCUCCAAGACAGCGAGCACAGCAAGAGUGUGUGUGACGGUGUGUGUGCGGCCUCCAGGGCCUUUGUGUCCAGCGAGGACCUGCCGCUGAGUCCGCGCCAUGAGCAGGCCAAGCGUCUCCUGGAGAGAGCCCGCAUGAAGGCCCGCUCGUUCCCACUGAAGGCCGACCACACCAUCCUACCCCCCCAGAGAGACGCCCCGGAGCAGCUGUCCCUGGUUGGAGCAUCCUUGCACCGGGCUCUUCUGGCGGGGAAGGGCGUUGCGUCGGUGUCGUCGGUGACGGUUCCUGCGGUUACCACACUGUCUGGGAACCUCAGCGACUCAUCGAGCGGCGACUCGGCCUGCGCUCCGCGCCGGCGCCGUGGCCCCUCGCCGACGAGAGUCCGCUUUGAGGACGAAUCGGAGAAAGACGCGGAGGUACGCUACCUGGAGAGGCUCCGUCAGAGGAGGAGGGCAGGUGAGAGGGCCCAGGGCCUGCUCAUAUCCAAGCCCAGCCUCUCUUCCUAUGUGAACGGGCGGAGGGACACGGAUUCCGCUAACGGGAAGGUGAUCGAACGAGGGCGCUGCCCGGAAAGCGCCUCCUUAUGGCACACGGGCCCCAGGGCACAGGGAGCCUGCCUGAACGGGGGCAGUAAGGGACGUCUGAAAGCCCUAGCGGCACAGGAGGCGCUGAACAUGCAGUGCAACUCGUGUGGGACCUUCCUGGAAGGUGGGAACCCCACCCCAAACCGUCAUGCGAAUCCUUCGACCGGGUCAGGACAGAACAGCUGGUUGAACGAUGAGGGGAAGGAGCCCGGACGGACGCUGCGCACGGAGCUGAUCAAGGAGACGUACAUUGGGAAGGUCACCCCAGGUGAGGUGGCGGACGGCGAUAGGAUAGCGACCAGUUCGGCGGGAGGGACAGACACUAGUGGGAGUGUUCAGGCGAUGAAGGUGAGGAGGCGAAGUAGGAGAGGGGAGAUUUUGUGCACAAAUGGGCAUGGAGGGCGGGUCACGGUGUCGCCAACCCCACCACCACCCAGGCCCAAUCACAGCUUGCCGCCAGUGAGCUCAUCCAAUCACAGCAUGGCACCAGUGAGCUCAUCCAAUCACAGCAUGGCACCAGUGAGCUCAUCCAAUCACAGCAUGGCACCAGUGAGCUCAUCCAACGGUUUUGUGGUAGUGCCGCCCAACCCGUACGCAAUUGAACAAGUGUCAAAUGUGGUGGGCUUGCCCAUCCACUCCCCCGCCCCCCCCCACAAAAACACAAACAGCCCCCCGUGCCUCAAGGGCAUCCCCUCCCCACCCUCCGCACUGCCCAUCAAAUCAGCUCUGAAAACAGGACCCAAGAGCAGGCCUAAUGGCCAGCGACCAGUUAAACCCACGCCUUCAACACAGCACCACUUUGUACCCCAAGACUCCCUGGAGGACCAGGAGAGAGGGGCCCCACCAAGUCCCCAAAUCGAGCGUCCUAUUGGGGUAAACCAUGGCGUGGAAGUGGCCUCCUUGGGGCUGACCUCCAUCACGGGUACAACGGCGCCCUGUAUCAGGCACGCCUCCCUGCUGAAGACACCCCCAUCGCCAGCUGGGACGACAGUGGGGAAGAUGGGCAACCCUGAGCCAGAGGCACCAGUUGAACAGCAUCAUCUAGGAAUGGGAGAGCUCAGUCUUGAAAGAUCCAGCAUCAUAACCCCGCCCCCUUACCGCUCUGGGGGUAACGGACGGGUCAGGGGACCAAUGAGAGCGGAGCAUCAGAGGGAGGACAGCCCAAGUCCUACUCAGAGGGUAGGUACAGAGGAUGAACAGCGGGAGGGCAGGCCCAAGCUCUCUCUGCGUCGUUUCUUCUCAGCCUUCGGCCUGAAUGGAGUGGGGAAGCUUGGUAAAGGACGCUCGAGCAGCAUGGAACAGCUCAGCAUCCAGCCCCGGGGCAACCCCCCGGCCUCUUCUGGACCCAGCUCAACCUCCAGCCCUGGCUCCAGUCCCGCACAGCCAGAGUCCAACCAGCUGAGGAAAGCUCCCUCGCUCCAGUCCCUCCGCAUGGGGUCUCCUUUCAUGCAGCUGAGGAAAUCGUCAUCAGUCCAAAAUUUACAGUCGUGGAAGAAGGGAGACCGUUCCAGUGCCUACAAACCAGGAGAUCAACCCCGUAGCCCUGCUCUCAGUAGGGGGCUCCAGAGGGCUCUGAGUGUGGAAGAUGUGGGCGGCCCCAGUGGGAUGCGUUCGGUGGGCAGGGUGGCCCAGGCUUUUCCUGACGGAACCUUUCUGCUGGAACUCAGCAGACCCCCCGACGGACCCUUCGGCUUCCUCAUCUCUCGGGGAAAAGGACGACCAGACUCAGGUGUGUACGUGGAGGAGAUGUGCGACAGCAGCACAGAGAAGCUGUAUGCCGGGCUGCUGGGAGUGGGAGACGAGUUGCUGGAGGUGAACGGCGAGAAGGUGGCAGGCCUCAGUCUGGACCUGGUGACACACCUCAUGACCCAGGGCGGUGUGACCUCCGUCCGCGUGCUCCGACACAGGAGGCCGCCCCCUCCACGCUAGGCGACCACGGAACGCUGCGGUAGCACCACAAAGGCUUUGUCAAAAGGCAACCGGCAGCUCCAUGGCAACCACAAACGCAGAGGACAACAGAAACGCCAUGGAAACCUGGGGUCUCUGGGGCAGACGGGGAGAGGUGUGUGACUAUCUCUGAGGCCGCUGUGACAGUAGUAAUGUCCAAACACAGCGUUGCUCUUCUGAGGGCACACGUCAGGAUUUCUGAAACGAUUGGCUACCUUUUCUAUAUGGUUCAGACCGAGUUGCUCUACGAGAUCUACUCCCCUUCUCUCAUGUCCUGUCUUUUUUCCUGAAGGUCUGAAGGGCUCCUUACCUGACCCACUCUCAGGGGAGUUAAGUUAUGCAAAAACAGAUUGUUUAUGUGAAACAGGACAAAUAUUACCAUCUCUGUUUGACUUCUUAUUAGAUAACACAAAUGAUCUAAUAGUUGACACCAUUGAAGCUUACUUAUCAAAGAAGAUACUUUGCUUUCUCUUUGUGGAUUAAGAUCCUCUUAGCUGAAUAAGGUUUUUUUAGUCAUAGACUAGUCUUGGAUAUGAACUGAGGAACUAAGGAGAUGAAGCACUCUCAAUAGUAUGAAGUAUUAGUGUAUGACGUAUUACAAUAAAUGAAGGAGAUGGUGUGUGAAGUCUGACCAAUGAUAGGUCGGUUUUCUUCCUAGCCCGAGUGCCAGUCUAUUUGUGCUUUAUAGCUUGUCUCUGACAAGGUUCACAAAUGUAAAAUGAGUCAGGCACCCAUGCUAAGGUAUGACUACUCCAAAGAAUGAGGUGCCGCUCACAACCACAUUUCCGCAGUCGUCACAGUAAUGAGACUUUGAAGUAACUGCAUUACUAAUUCCUCCCUGAACUCUAGUGUGACUGUGUUCUAUCAUAGACAUUAUCUAUAUUCACCAAAAAAAAAAGCCAAUGUGCAUAGCCUGAAUCUCUUCCAUGUUGUGUAACUGUCAUCAUUCAGAGUUGAGCAACAAAACUAUAUCCAUGUUAGAUUGUACCAAUCUAUCCUCCACUUUCCUCUCUGCUCGUGUCAGCUUGCCAAACAAAGUAGAAUACAUUUGUUGCCGUUUCACCAUGCACUUGUUCAGUAACCAAAUAGGAUUAAGUUCACCUCAAAAAGCUACUCAUUGUGAGUGAGCCCCUAGUUUUAUCAGAAACCUGCUCCCAGGUUUGUUUGUGCCAUCUUCCUAUGGUCAUUGUCAGGCCUGAUCUGGGACCAGGCCAUCUUAUCAUUGGUCCUUAUUACGUCUUCCUAUGGUCAUUGUCAGGCCUGAUCUGGGACCAGGCCAUCUUAUCAUUGGUCCUUAUUACGUCUUCCUAUGGUCAUUGUCAGGCCUGAUCUGGGACCAGGCCAUCUUAUCAUUGGUCCUUAUUACGUCUUCCUAUGGUCAUUGUCAGGCCUGAUCUGGGACCAGGCCAUUUUAUCAUUGGUCCUUAUUACGUCUUCCUAUGGUCAUUGUCAGGCCUGAUCUGGGACCAGGCCAUCUUAUCAUUGGUCCUUAUUACGUCUUCCUAUGGUCAUUGUCAGGCCUGAUCUGGGACCAGGCCAUCUUAUCAUUGGUUCUUAUUACGUCUUCCUAUGGUCAUUGUCAGGCCUGAUCUGGGACCAGGCCAUCUUAUCAUUGGUCCUUAUUACGUCUUCCUAUGGUCAUUGUCAGGCCUGAUCUGGGACCAGGCCAUCUUAUCAUUGGUCCUUAUUACGUCUUCCUAUGGUCAUUGUCAGGCCUGAUCUGGGACCAGGCCAUCUUAUCAUUGGUUCUUAUUACGUCUUCCUAUGGUCAUUGUCAGGCCUGAUCUGGGACCAGGCCAUCUUAUCAUUGGUCCUUAUUACGUCUUCCUAUGGUCAUUGUCAGGCCUGAUCUGGGACCAGGCCACCUCAUCAUUGGUCCUUAUUACAUUCCUGCUAGGCUUUCAAACACCCCUGAUCUGGUUCUGAACUCAAGUGUUUUGUCUAUCAAUAGAAAAAGGGUUUACCAAUGCUGCUUUUGUUACUGUCAUUACCUGAAUGUGUUGUAUGCAAAGCAAUAACUGCCAAAGUGUUAGAUUGAUUAUUUAAAACCACAAGGUCAACAUCAUCGGCACAUAGAACAAUGAGAAAAUAAAUGAAAGCUGUUGUUGAGAAAACCAUUGCCAUUGGUCAAGACGUGUAGUAAAUUAGCUUGAAAUGUCCAUUGUAUUUAUACAAGGUAUUUUAGAGGUCCUUCUAUACAUGGUGCAUGACUAGAGGAAAGCACUGAAAGUAUUGACAUCUGAAGAAUCAUUUUACAUUUUUCAUCUGUAUUAAAGUGUACAAAGAACAGAGACUUUCAUGUCACUCAAAAUGUGUAUUUUGUUACUUUUAUUUAUAUCUAUGGUCCAAAUGAAAUAAAAGGUGUACCAAGCA
This is a messenger RNA of Esox lucius (northern pike), 6878 nucleotides long. RefSeq lists its product as uncharacterized. Gene Ontology annotation, biological process: regulation of cellular localization; establishment or maintenance of cell polarity; centrosome cycle. The record is from RefSeq and is a predicted model, not a curated record. The coding region runs from base 975 to 4487 and encodes 1170 amino acids. Lineage: Eukaryota; Metazoa; Chordata; Actinopteri; Esociformes; Esocidae. The transcript is spliced from 10 exons. Gene Ontology annotation, cellular component: apical plasma membrane; nucleus; cell cortex. Gene Ontology annotation, molecular function: protein kinase C binding.